Caenorhabditis bovis is the source of this 1476-nucleotide messenger RNA. The record is from the annotation of a GenBank genome assembly. NCBI's taxonomy places the organism in Eukaryota, Metazoa, Nematoda, Chromadorea, Rhabditida, Rhabditidae.
AUGGCGAGAUCAACAACAUCGAGAUCAGUGACGUGGUCAACUUCGUCAAUUGAUUUUGAAUACACCGGUGACACGCUUACUUGGAAAAAACCCGCCGAGGAAGAGGAUGAGGUUUAUAAAGGCCGAAAAACGGAUUGGUUCGCCAUGUGGAUAACGGUAUUGAUGCAAUUCGUGUGUGGCCUUCAAAUUUCGGUGCACUCGAUGUCAUUAUGGCCUUAUAUGAUAGCGCUUGAUGAGAAGACACCAACGCAUUUUCUCGCGUGGAUUGCGGCGAUUAGCUGCUUAGGCGACGCCAUCGCGUUGCCGUUGUUCGGCUUCUGGAAUGAUAAGACGAUGUCGGUGAAGUGGCCCGGAAUAUUUGGAUUCUUCUUGGCGGGAUUGGCUCAAAUUGUCUACACGAUGGCUUAUAUUUCGCCAUUGGAAGGCAAAUGGGUUCUAUUGGGUUCACGAUUGAUCACCGGAUUCGGUUGUGGAAAUAUGGCGGCGUUUCGCGCCUAUGCAGCCACUGGCUCGUUGCCCAACGAUCGAAUGAAGGCGGUGUCGAUGCAAACGGCCGGAAUUGUCGCCGGCUUCUCGAUGGGACCCAUCAUUUCGGCUGCAUUCACAUUUAUGAAAUCCGAUGGAAUCCAACUAGGAGCAAUGAGAUUAAACAUGUUCAACUCAGCGGCCAUUGUGAUGGCCGUGCUGUGUUUCGCGUCAUGCUUCAUCCUCUUGUUUUUGUUCAAAGAAUCCUAUGUGGGAAUUCUGAGCAACGAGAAUGAAACCGCAAAAAUCGAAAUUCCUGAUUUUGACAAAUUGGCGCUCAGUGUUUGCGUCUACAUUUGCACAAUAGGAACUGGAAUAUCAGCGGGAAUUGCAGUAUUAUCAAGCCCACUGACUCAAACCUUAUAUGGCUGGAAUGAUUCGGAAUUGAUAUUGUACAAUGGUAUUUCGAAUGCGGCGAGUUCGGCGUUGACGAUUUUAACCAGUUUUGUAUUUUCGACGAAAUGCUUAAAAAGCCUAGAUAAACGAUGGCAGAUGCUCGGCGGCUCCAUUCUGUUCCUCAUCUCGCAAAUAUUCAUGUGGCCGUGGCCGUUCUACGCGGGACCAUUGAAGACGGCCGAAAAUAAUUCGACGCAACGAUGCCCGCUGAAGUAUGAAUGGUGUGAUUACACAACGCAACCGCCAUUUCCGUUCUAUGUGUUUUAUGCGGUCAUCGGCCUCGGAAUUGGAUUCGCGCUCGUCGAAAACUCGGCCGGCUCGUUGUUUUCGGAAAUUGUUGGUCCCAGAAAACAGGGAAUGGCGCAAGGAAUAUUUUCGGCGUGCGGAAGUUUGUCGCCAUUUUUCUCAUCGUAUCUAUUCCGCGAGAUUGGUUUCGGCUACGUUGUCAUCAUUCAAGCGGUCAUGGUCCUGUUUGGAAUAUUCUUUGUUUUGUUUGUCUACCAAAGACUGGUGCCAUUGGAAAUUGAAGUCGAGGAAAAGAUUCCGUCCCUUUAG